GUUUGCGCCACUUCAUAAUGAUUUAACUGAAUUUCUUUGUUUAUCAACUGUCCUGAAGCUUUUGUUUUUUUUAUUUUCUGUUCUCUUUUCAUAACCAAUUAAAAACUACCAUCUUGUAUGGCUAUGUAAGCAAAGUUUCCAAAUUGGGAAUUGGGUUUUUUUCUUUUUCAGUAUUUUGCUGGUUAUGCAACUCUCUCUUGUCUCUCACAGUUAAAACUGGUAUGAUUUUAAUUAUAAUCGAUUAUGUUUUCAUUUUUAGGCACUUUCUGAGUUGAUCAUGAUUACAAUAUGUCUGCUGUUUCUAAGUGCUUAUUAUGUUAUAUUUCUUGUCUGUCAUGGUAAGUAUGGGAGAAAUCUUGGUGCUCUCUGGUUCCAAGGCAGUGAACUAUUGAAAGGAGAGUUUAGCUGUCUGAUUUUACAAUGCCAGUUCCCCAUGUGCCGUAUCCGACACCUCCGGCGCCUUACACCCCUCCUGCAGCCAAUGGUGCUCAAAGCCAGCUUGUGUGUUCGGGUUGUCAAAAUUUGUUGCUCUAUCCAAUUGGGGCAACCUCUGUGUGCUGUGCUGUUUGCAAUGCAGUAACAGCAGUACCACCUCCAGGCACAGAAAUGGCCCAGUUGGUGUGCGGAGGCUGCCAUACGUUACUAAUGUACAUCCGUGGAGCAACGAGCGUUCAAUGUUCGUGUUGUCAUACUGUCAAUCUGGCCUUGGAAGCAAAUCAGGUAGCUCAUGUGAAUUGUGGGAACUGCAGAAUGUUACUAAUGUACCAGUAUGGAGCAAGAUCUGUAAAAUGUGCAGUUUGCAAUUUUGUGACAUCAGUUGGGGGCUCGGCAAGCGCUGCCGAGCAGAAGCUCAACAGCUAAGGUUACAUUACGCCCAAGUUGAUUGUUGGAAGCUAAAACUUUGGUUUUGCUUAUUACAAAUAUCUUUCUCCGCGUUUGCUUCGCAUCGGCAAAUGGAGGAAACUCCCUCCUAGCUUUGUAUUGAGUUAUUUUAUCUUGCUUGACUUAUGAAAUAAGCAGUUUUGGGUAGCUGGUUGGAUGCAUUAUAUAAGUAAUUCCAUCGGAGAAGACCUGUAACAGUUUGAGCUAUUGGUUAUCUUCCGA
Messenger RNA from Hibiscus syriacus, 1104 nucleotides. RefSeq names its product protein LOL1-like. The transcript is spliced from 5 exons. Bases 421 to 861 code for a protein of 146 amino acids. Lineage: Eukaryota; Viridiplantae; Streptophyta; Magnoliopsida; Malvales; Malvaceae. The record is from RefSeq and is a predicted model, not a curated record.